Molecule: messenger RNA, 188 nt
Organism: Sphaeroforma arctica JP610
Lineage: Eukaryota; Ichthyosporea; Ichthyophonida
Exons: 2
Source: RefSeq, a predicted model, not a curated record
AUGAAGUUGGAUAUCAGGAAAACUAUGCCUGGUGACAGGUGGUACUAUGGGAAUUGGACGUGGAAUUGCCGAAGUUCUGGUGGCAGAGGGUGUCAACGUGCUUAUUAACGGACGGAACCCGAAGACCACACAGGAAGCUGUGGACUCAGUCAACAGAAUGGAUUUGGGACCAGGAAAAGUAGUUGGAG